AUGGAUAUCUUCACUUACGCUGGCAAGGUGAGGCUCCGCAGCGCCGCCCAUCACGCCAAAUACCUGGCCGCCGACUCCUCCAGCAAUGGCGCCGUCUUCCAGGCCCGGGGUUCCAACAAGCACGACGAUCCCUCCACAGUCUGGGAGGUGAAGAGGUUCCGCGACAGCCAGGCCACCCAAAUCCGGCUGAGGAGCAGCUAUGGCGGCUACUUGACGGGCUCGCACCACAACUUCCUCCUGGGAUGGACGGGCAAGAAGGUUGUGCAGACCAAUCCCACCAAGGCCGACGAUCUGUGCGAGUGGGAGCCCAUCCAGGAUCUGGCAAAGCACGGAACGCUGAUCAAGCUGAGAACACGGUACGGAACUUAUCUUCGUGCCAACGGUGGAGCUCCGCCGUGGAGGAACACCAUCACCCACGACUUUGAUCGCGACGACGAUGAGAAUUUUCUGUGGGAGGUGGAGAUCGUCCAGGAGAGGGACUACUCGGAUAUCCAGUUCUAG
Molecule: messenger RNA, 501 nt
Organism: Selaginella moellendorffii
Lineage: Eukaryota; Viridiplantae; Streptophyta; Lycopodiopsida; Selaginellales; Selaginellaceae
Exons: 1
Coding region: 1-501 (166 amino acids)
Source: RefSeq, a predicted model, not a curated record